AUGGAAGAAGAAUCCGAAAUUUCCUCAGAGCUUCUUCCAUUCGUCAGAAUCUACAAAUCCGGCCACAUCGAACGAAUUUCCGGCACCGAAAUCAUCCCAACGUCACUAGAUCCAACCAACGACGUCGUUUCAAAAGACGUCCUAUACUCACCGGAACAUAACCUCUCCGUUCGUCUCUUCCUCCCUUCAAAAAAAUCAAUCUCCUCCGGUAACAACAACAACAAACUUCCUUUACUUAUUUACAUCCAUGGCGGAGCUUGGAUAAUCGAAUCUCCUUUCUCACCGAUUUACCACAAUUACUUAACGGAAGUUGUUAAAUCGGCUAACUGCCUCGCCGUUUCGAUUCAGUAUCGUCGUGCACCGGAAAAUCCGAUUCCGGCUGCGUAUGAAGAUUCAUGGUCAGCGAUUCAAUGGAUCUUCUCUCAUUCCGAUAGAUCUGGUGAAGAAGAUUGGAUCAACGAAUACGCAGAUUUCGACAGAGUUUUUCUCGCCGGAGAUAGCGCCGGAGCUAAUAUGUCUCAUCAUAUGGCGAUGAGAGCUGGUAAAGAGAAAUUAGAUCUGAGAUUCAAAGGGAUUGCGAUUGUUCAUCCAGCUUUCUGGGGAAGAGAUCCAGUUGAUGAACACGAUGUUCAAGAUCGAGAAAUCAGAAACGGAAUUGCGGAGGUUUGGGAGAGAGUCGCGAGUCCGUAUAGUGUGAAUGGUACGGAUGAUCCGUUGUUUAAUGUAAACGGAUCCGGGUCGGAUUUUUCUGGGUUGGGUUGUGAGAAGGUUUUGGUUGCGGUGGCUGGGAAAGAUGUGUUUGUACGGCAAGGAUUGGGUUACGCGGCGAAGCUGAAAAGGAGUGAUUGGGGAGGUGAGGUUGAAGUGGUUGUGGAAGAAGAUGAAGGACAUGUGUUUUAUUUGCAGAAUCCUAAUUCUGAAAAAGCUUUGAAGUUUUUUAAGAAAUUUGUGGAGUUUAUUACAUGUUGA
Molecule: messenger RNA, 969 nt
Organism: Arabis nemorensis
Lineage: Eukaryota; Viridiplantae; Streptophyta; Magnoliopsida; Brassicales; Brassicaceae
Source: the annotation of a GenBank genome assembly